CAAAGUGAGGGGAGUAAUUCGUAAACAAAACAUCCAGCUAGGAUGGCCUUGUGAAUUUUACAUUUUUAAGACCGCGUAAUAACCUUAUAAUAACCAAAAGGAAUACAAUAGUAGUAAUUUGUUCUAAUAAACCGUUUUAGUCAAACCAGUCAAACCUCCCAUCUGUUUCUCUUUUUUUUUUUUUUUGUCAGAGGCCAUUAUUACUAUUAAUCCAAGAAAAACAAAUACUACUACUAAUAUAUCUUUCUUUUUUUUUCAUAUUUUUUUUAUCAUUUGUUACCUUCAUUCAAUUUCUUGAAUUUGAAGUUUAAACUCAACAUCCCGCCUCUCUCACACAUUUCAAUAUCCAUUUUGUCUCAUCAAGAUCUUAUCUUGAUCACAUUCUUGAAUUUUCUUGAUUGCAAAACAAGGUAAAUGAGGGGGUUCAACUAAAAGUAAAUUGACUAGCUUAAUUCUGCGUCCCCCACACUUACUAUGAAGAGAGAAAAUUCAGUAAUCUCAGCUGCAAGUGAGCCCAUGGUUCGGAUUACGAGAUCUCGAGCUGCAGCCCCUGAAAAAUGCACACUUGCACGCGCUACAGAAUUACCAAAGCAGCUGGGUCAGAAACGUGCUCUGCAGACAAAUUCUAACACGGCAAUCCUCAGGGAGAGGAACAAGAAUGUUCCACUUACUUCCUCUGUGGAGCAGAAAUGCCGGCCAGUGCUUAAGGACGUCACAAAUCUAUGUGGCAAGACUUCAAAUGGAGACUUCUUCAAUGCUACCAAAGUUCCAAAGAAGAAGAUCAUGCGAGUUGGAAACAGUUCACUGGAUGUGUCAAAAGUGGCCACUUCAGUCUGCCCUGAAGUCUAUCAGUUUCCAGCCAAAUUACCACCAAGGAGUAACAUUAAUCAAAGUAACUCAGUCGGGAAGUUCCAUGAACAACAGCAAGGAAAUCCAAUAGAAAUCAAAUGUUGUCCAAGAAAAGGCACAGUUGAGAAAGCUGUUCGUGAUGCGGCACCAUCAACAUCAACAAAGUUGGACUUCAUCGACAUCGAUUCUGAUCAAAAGGAUCCACAGCAAUGCAGUCAAUAUGCUCAUGAUAUAUAUUACAACUUACGGGUUGCAGAGCUAAUUAAAAGGCCGCAAUCAAAUUUCAUGGAAACACUCCAGCGAGAUAUCACGCAAAGUAUGCGGGGAAUACUUGUCGACUGGCUUGUGGAGGUGUCCGAGGAAUAUAAAUUGGUGCCAGAUACACUGUAUCUCACUGUUCACUACAUCGAUCUAUUUCUAUCUCAAAACUAUGUGGAAAGGAAAAACCUGCAGCUCCUUGGUAUCACUUGCAUGCUAGUUGCCUCGAAAUAUGAAGAGAUGUGUGCUCCACAUGUUGAGGAGUUCUGUUUCCUCACUGACAAUGCUUACACGAAAAAUGAGGUCCUGGCAAUGGAGAGUCUUGUUCUGAACUUUUUAGGUUUCCGACUCUCAACUCCAACUGCAAAGACAUUUCUCAGGAGAUUUGUAAGAGCAGCACAAGCUUCUUACGAGAAUCCCAAUCUGGAGCUAGAGUUCUUGGCUAAUUAUCUCGCUGAACUGACAUUGAUCGAAUAUGGCUUCUUGAAAUUCGUCCCGUCUGCUAUUGCUGCAUCAUCUGUAUUCCUUGCAAGAUGGACACUAGAUCAGUCAAGCCACCCAUGGAGUCCAACACUGGAGCACUAUACCUAUUACAAGGCUCAGGAUCUGAAAACCACAGUUCUUGCAUUACAUGGUCUACAGUUGAAUACAAGUAACUGCCUGCUAAAUGCCAUACGUGCUAAAUACCGACAAGAUAAGUUCAAGUCAGUUGCGUGUUUGUCUUCGCCAAAGCUACUUGAGACACUGUUUCAAACAUGAAAUUUGCAGAUGUAAGACUAACCAAAUGGAGCAAUGCUGAAGCAGAUGACUUUCUAUAAAGGGGCUAUUUUCCAACUUGGCUCCUCUCUUGGCUUUUUUUCUGAGAGUAACUGAUUCAAAUCACUUAAGAGUGUUCCUUUGUCCAUUCUCUUGAUGUAAAGAUUUGACAACUAGAAAUAUACUUAACUUUGCAAGUUUUAGCAGUAUAAAGUUAGCAACUUUCUCAGUUGUAAUUCAAGAAAAUCAUGCAGGUAAUACUUGUACAUGCUAUUUUUUCAACCCUGUUACUUUUGUAGUUUAGACCUAAGUUGCUCAGCACUCUCCAAAAAUGUUGCCGCACCCAUGUCGGAUCCUUAAAAAAGGCACUAUUUUUGAAGGAUCCGACACACCCAGUGACAUUUUUGAAGAGUCUAAGCAACAUAGGUUUGACUGAUUUGUCUUAAUCUGUUGAAAUGCAGCUUCAUUAUGAAA
Capsicum annuum is the source of this 2337-nucleotide messenger RNA. Its product is annotated as cyclin-A2-3. NCBI's taxonomy places the organism in Eukaryota, Viridiplantae, Streptophyta, Magnoliopsida, Solanales, Solanaceae. Gene Ontology annotation, molecular function: cyclin-dependent protein serine/threonine kinase regulator activity. The coding region runs from base 475 to 1866 and encodes 463 amino acids. Gene Ontology annotation, biological process: regulation of cyclin-dependent protein serine/threonine kinase activity; mitotic cell cycle phase transition. The transcript has 13 exons. Gene Ontology annotation, cellular component: cyclin-dependent protein kinase holoenzyme complex; cytoplasm; nucleus. The record is from RefSeq and is a predicted model, not a curated record.